Messenger RNA from Stegastes partitus (bicolor damselfish), 3237 nucleotides. RefSeq names its product E3 ubiquitin-protein ligase HECW2-like. Gene Ontology annotation, biological process: ubiquitin-dependent protein catabolic process; protein ubiquitination; regulation of dendrite morphogenesis. Lineage: Eukaryota; Metazoa; Chordata; Actinopteri; Pomacentridae. The transcript is spliced from 17 exons. The annotation marks the transcript as partial. The record is from RefSeq and is a predicted model, not a curated record. Gene Ontology annotation, molecular function: protein binding; ubiquitin protein ligase activity. Gene Ontology annotation, cellular component: cytoplasm.
GUCCCACCACCAUCAGCACCUGCACCACCAGCUCUCCUCUUCUCCCCCUCGUGUCUCAGCCCCGUCCUUCUCUACCUCUGCUGUUACGAUGGCAACUGCCGCCACUGCUUCCUCCUCAUCCCCGUCAACCUCAUCAUCGCCCAAUGGCAGUGCCCGGGAGCACCUGCUGGCAGUGCGUCGGCGCACCCCGCACGCCCGGCCGUACACAGUCGGACCCGACAACCUCCGCAGCCUGUCGAUGCAGGGAGCAGUCGGCGGCUCUGCGUCGUCCUCCUCCUCCUCUACGAUGUCAUCAGCAAACCAGCCUGAAGCAGCGGGGAUGGGACUCCAGAGGGCCAAUAGUGACACAGACCUGGUGACCUCAGAAAGCCGCUCAUCGCUCACGGCGUCUACGUACCAGCUGACACUAGGUCACGGCCACCUGGUGAUCUUUUGGGACAUUAAGGAGGAAGUGGAUGCCACUGACUGGAUCGGCCUGUACCACAUUGAUGAGACGUGUGUGGCCAAUGUGUGGGACUCCAAGAACCGCGGAAUAAAUGGCACCCAGAAAGGACAGAUCGUGUGGAGGCUGGAGCCGGGGCCCUACUUCAUGGAGCCUGAGACGAAGGUCUGCUUCAAAUACUAUCAUGGUGUCAGUGGAGCGCUACGAGCCACCACGCCGUGCAUCACCGUCAAGAACCCGGGAGUGUCGGUGAGCAGUGAAGGCCAAGCGGAGGAUCAAGCAGGAAGUGAGCACUGUCGGAAGCUGGUCAGCUUCACCCUAUCAGUCAUCCGUGCCAUGGGCCUCAAGAAGGGCAUGUUCUUCAACCCGGACCCCUAUCUGAAGAUGUCUAUCCAGCCUGGGAAGAGGAGUGGCCUCCCCAAGUUCACCCAUCACGGCCAAGAGAGACGGUCCUCCAUCAUCGCCAACACCACCAACCCCGUGUGGCAUGGGGAGAAGUACACCUUUGUGGCUCUGAUGACUGAUGUGCUGGAGAUCGAAGUGAAGGAUAAAUUUGCCAAAAGCCGACCAAUCAUCAAGCGCUUUCUGGGUCAGCUGAUCAUACCUGUGCAGAGACUUCUGGAAGGGCCAACAGCUGAUGAUCAGCCAGUCAGCUACAGCCUGUGUCGCCGCCUCCCUACAGACCAUGUGAGCGGACAGCUUCUCUUCAGAGUGGACAUCACUUCCACUGGACAGGAGGCCUCCCCAGACACAGUGGGAGCCAUCCUGGGCAGUGCGGCUAAUGGCGACCCCGGCAGUCCUUCUGAUGAUGAAGACCUCCCUCACCCUUCCUUAUCUUCACGUGUCACCUGUGGACCUUCUCCCACAGGCUCCAGUGAGGGCCCCUUGUUAGUUAAUGGUUCAUGUUACUAUGGCAGUGAUAGCGUGUGGCAGGAGAGGCAGAUGGGAGAAGAGGAUCUCCUUCCUGUGUCUUUGACUGGCCACACCCACCGGCAGGUGUCACUCAAUGACUACCUGGAUGCCAUUGAAUCUCCCAGGAGCCCCGGGGAGCGACCUCUGACAGGGCCUUCACCGAAGCUUCGCUCCAGCUUUCCAACAGACACGCGGCUCAACGCCAUGCUGCACAUAGAUUCAGAUGAGGAUGAGGAGACAGCAGGGCAGCACAGGGACCAGUCACAGGAGAUGAAGGCACAGCAGAACACAAACUCAUCAAAAAGAUCUCCUGAGUCUCGACAUGUGAACAAGGGGUCAAAAGGCGAGCCAUGGGGGAACUCUGGUGCUGGAGCUGGAGGUGGAACUGGGGCCACAGCAGAAGCAGGUUCUUCUACUGGUGCUGAAGCUGCAGCAGAAGCUGCAGAAGGUACAAGUGAGACCAGAGAGGCGGCACAGAUCACUGGAGAAACGUCCACAGCUUCCAGUUCGUCUGAGGCAUCAGGGACUGAGGCAAAUACAGCAGUUGGAGCAGGAGAGUCUGCCGGGGAGUGCACCUGUCAAGAGCAGAGCUGUAGGAGGGGGGCAGCUCAGGAGGUGCCCUGUACUCCUUCACUGGGUCCUCUUUCACCCAUCCAGGAGGUAGAAACCAGAAAAGAGGUGGCUCCCAAAGCAGAGGAAGAGGGAGCAGAGUCUUCAAGCAGUGAAGCAAAUGGUCCGGUGGCAGCAGCAGCUCCACCCAGCAGCAGCACCGCUGACCAGGAAGAAGGAGGAGCAGCUGGACCGAGCGCUGAAGGGGAGGACAGGCAGGAGGGGCAGGAGGGGCAGGAGGAGAAGGCCGGGGAGGUGUGGAGGAGGCGGUCCAUGCAGGCCUCCGGAGGAACUGCCCAGAACCAGGAGGGGUCCAGAGAGGGUGAAGGCGGAGUGUCCGUGGGUGAGAGAGAGACAGGUGCCACAGCUCAGGUCAACGGCCACCAGUCUGUCCGCUCCCUGCCGUCUGUCCGUCAUGACAUCAGCCGCUACCAGAGAGUGGACGAGCCUCUGCCGCCCAACUGGGAGGCUCGCAUCGACAGCCACGGUCGCAUCUUUUAUGUGGACCACGUGAACAGAACGACGACAUGGCAGCGUCCCACCGCUCCCCCCGCCCCACAGACCCUCCAGAGGUCCAACUCCAUCCAGCAGAUGGAGCAGCUGAACCGCAGAUAUCAGAGCAUACGCAGAACGAUAACCAAUGACAGCAGACCAGAGGAGCAGCCAGGAAGCGAGCUGCAGAUAGACGAGACCGACGCACACUCCUCCAUCCCAGAGCUGCGUAGGGACAGCACCGUGGCUCAGUCCAGCUCCAGGUCCCGGCUCACCCUGCUGCUUCAGUCGCCUAGCGCCAAGUUCCUCACCAGCCCCGACUUCUUCACCGUGCUGCAUUCAAACCCUAGUGCCUACCGUAUGUUCACCACCAACACAUGUCUGAAGCAUAUGAUCAGUAAGGUUCGUCGGGACGCUCACCACUUUGAGCGCUACCAGCACAACAGGGAUCUGGUCGCCUUCCUCAACAUGUUCGCUAACAAACAGCUGGAGCUGCCAAGAGGCUGGGAGAUGAAGCACGACCACACUGGCAAGCCUUUCUUUGUCGACCAUAACUGCCGUGCCACCACCUUCAUCGACCCCCGGCUGCCUCUCCAGAGCUCUCGGCCCCCGAGCCUUCUGGUUCACCGUCAAUACCUCACCCGUCAGCGCAGCCACAGCGCCGGAGAGGUCAGCCCACGGCGACUGGUUGGUGAAGACCCCCGUCAUGCUGGUCCUCCCGUCCUGCCUCGACCUUCCAGCACCUUCACCUCUGCCAGCAGGGGGCAGAGUCCAGACAUGGU